Messenger RNA from Syzygium oleosum, 1510 nucleotides. Its product is annotated as arogenate dehydratase 1-like. Gene Ontology annotation, biological process: L-phenylalanine biosynthetic process. NCBI's taxonomy places the organism in Eukaryota, Viridiplantae, Streptophyta, Magnoliopsida, Myrtales, Myrtaceae. The record is from RefSeq and is a predicted model, not a curated record. The coding region runs from base 27 to 1346 and encodes 439 amino acids. Gene Ontology annotation, cellular component: cytoplasm; chloroplast. The transcript has a single exon. Gene Ontology annotation, molecular function: arogenate dehydratase activity; prephenate dehydratase activity.
CCGUUCUCCCCCCCACACGAGAGAAGAUGCAGUCUCUAUCCCCUCAAACCCCGGCUAGCCUCCGGUCCGUCAUCCGGGCAGCCCCGCGCCCGCCGCAGCUCGCCCAGGUGGCCGCCGCCCCCGCCGCCCGCGGCCACGGCGCCCGGUGCGCGUACCGGUCCGACUCGGUCCACUACCCCAACGGGGUGGGCUCCUGCAAAGCGGACUGGCAGAGCUCCUGCGCCAUCCUCGCCAGCAAGAUCAUCUCCCAGGACAAGCAGCCGCCCCCGUCCACCGCCGACGAAGCCGGCGGCGGCCGGCCCGACAUCGUGGCCUCCGUCAACGGGCACAAGGCGGCCGUCGACCUCACCCUCGUCCCCAUCGAGGCCAACAACAAGCUCUCCCCGACCGCCCCCCAGCCGCCGAAGCCGCUCACCAUCACGGACCUGUCCCCGGCCCCGAUGCACGGCUCGCAGCUCCGCGUGGCGUACCAGGGCGUCCCCGGGGCCUACUCCGAGGCGGCCGCCGGGAAGGCGUAUCCGAACUGCGAGGCGAUCCCGUGCGACCAGUUCGAGGUCGCCUUCCAGGCCGUGGAGCUCUGGAUCGCGGACCGCGCCGUCUUGCCGGUGGAGAACUCGCUCGGCGGCUCGAUCCACCGGAACUACGACCUCCUCCUCCGCCACCGCCUCCACAUCGUCGGCGAGGUCCAGCUCCCCGUCCACCAUUGCCUCCUCGCGCUCCCCGGCACGCGCGUCGAGUACCUCUCGCGCGUGAUCUCGCACCCGCAGGCGCUCGCCCAGUGCGAGCACACCCUGACGAAGCUGGCCCCGCAGGCGGCGCGCGAGGCCGUGGACGACACCGCCGGGGCCGCGGAGUACAUCGCGGCCAACAACCUCCGCGACACGGCGGCGAUCGCGAGCGUGCGGGCGGCGGAGCUGUACGGGCUCCAGAUCCUGGCGGACGGGAUCCAGGACGACUCGAGCAACGUGACCCGGUUCGUGAUGCUGGCGCGCGAGCCCAUCAUCCCACGGACGGACCGGCCGUUCAAGACGAGCAUCGUGUUCGCGCACGACGAGGGGACCAGCGUGCUGUUCAAGGUGCUCUCCGCGUUCGCCUUCCGGAACAUCAGCCUCACCAAGAUCGAGUCCAGGCCCCACCGGAACCGGCCCAUCCGGCUCGUCGACGACGCCAACGUCGGCACGGCGAAGCACUUCGAGUACAUGUUCUACGUCGACUUCGAGGCGUCGCUCGCGGAGGUCAGGGCCCAGAACGCGCUCGCCGAAGUGCAGGAGUUCACGUCCUUCCUCAGGGUCCUGGGGAGUUACCCCAUGGACAUGACGCCAUGGUGUCCUUCCCGAGGAGAUUAGCCCUCCCCCCCCUCCUUCCCCCCCGCAAGAAAGCAGAAUCGAAAUCAUAGUAAAAUAAAAAGAAAAAAAAAAUUCGCAAAAAUAAACAGAGCAAGUGUUCAUUAACUACCGUCUACUGCACAAACAGAGGAUUUUUCCGUUUACCUUCUCUUCUUCCUAGUCCA